AUGACAUGGGAACUUAAAAUAAAAUCAUUGCUUUAUAUUAGUCGAGGACUAAUAUGUUUACAUGAAAAAGGUUUAAUGCAUCACGAUUUUCAUCCAGGAAACCUUUUAUAUAAUGCCAAUUUUUUAAAUAUUACAGAUCUUGGUUUAUGCAAAUCAACAAAUCAAAGUUCACAAUCUAGAGGAGUUUAUGGAGUUAUGCCAUAUGUUGCUCCCGAAGUUUUAUAUGGGGAAAAAUAUACUAUAGCAUCUGAUAUAUAUUCUUUUGGAAUUAUAGCAUAUGAAUUACUUGCAAUAGAAAUUUGUAAAGGUUUACGUCCAAAGAUUCCAUCAUAUAUACCAGAAUUUAUUACCAAGUUAAUUAUGCAGUGUUGGAACGCUCAGCCAGAAAAAAGACCAACUGCUAAGGAAUUGUUUCUUAAUUAUCAUAAUAAAUUCCAUCCUGAAUAUAUUGAUCAAAUUGAAAAAGCUGAAAAAAUAACAAAUAAUAUUUUAGCAUCAAAUGCAAAAACAUCGCUUGAUUACAAAUUACAUCCUGGAGCAAUUUAUACUAAUUCUGAACUUAUAAAUCUUGAAAUUCCUGAAG
Molecule: messenger RNA, 583 nt
Organism: Racocetra fulgida
Lineage: Eukaryota; Fungi; Glomeromycota; Glomeromycetes; Diversisporales; Gigasporaceae
Source: the annotation of a GenBank genome assembly